Mya arenaria is the source of this 2424-nucleotide messenger RNA. RefSeq names its product protein FAM184A-like. The record is from RefSeq and is a predicted model, not a curated record. NCBI's taxonomy places the organism in Eukaryota, Metazoa, Mollusca, Bivalvia, Myida, Myidae. The transcript is spliced from 5 exons. The coding region runs from base 456 to 1634 and encodes 392 amino acids.
GUGGAGAGGUUCUUUAUGUUUGCUUGUGGUAGUAUAGUGUAUCGAUUCGUGUGAUAAGAAGGCCAUGUUUAAGCCCAUGUGUGGAUUGCUAGGUCGGGGCAUGAAAUAAUUGAAAAUCUAAUCCUUGUUGAGACAAAUUGGCGCAUUUCAUACUACAUAUGUUUGGAAUAUAGAGUGAAACUGUGCUACUGGUUGUUCCGGCAAAGAACAUUUCUGGACAUAAUUCCACGAUGUCCAGUCACAGGUUUUAUUGCAGCAAAACGAUGGUUUACCAUAAGAAUUAAACACGAACACGUGACACAUGACAAUAUAAAACGAGGCGCACGUGUAAAUAGUACGGUAGUCACAUGAUGUAAGGAACUCCACAAACAAACUUGCGCGUAGAUGCGACAGUUAUUUGGGAUUUGAUAAAUAUUCAGUACAAGGGUGUUUAGCGAACAAAUUUUAACGCCAAGAUGGCAGACAAGGCAAAAAGAACGCUUGAGUUUCGGAUGUCAAAGAAAGUGGCGGAGCUGACGCAGGUGGUGCACAUGUUAUUCACGAGAAACCAUGAGAAGGAAGUUGAGAUAGAUGCGCUCAAGGACGCGUACGAACACGAGAUUACACUAGUGAUACAGGACGCCCGGGAUCGAAUCACAAAACUGGAGAACAAGGUAAUGGAGCUGGACCGGAAGUUGGAGAGGGAGAAGAGCAGACAGAGCGAGGUGAUCAAGGAAGUGGUCGCACAGGAAGCCACGGAUAAAGAGGACGAAUGGCGGAGGAAACUCGUGACUGCGGAAAAGGCGCUCAAUGAUGAAAAACUAGAAACACAGCAUUUAAGAGACUUGUUGAUUAACGCUCAAAAGGACAUUGAAAAGCUACGACAAAAGGUAGAUGAACAACUGCAUUCGAAGACAGACGAAAUUCAAAGACGAGAAAUGGAAUUAGCAAAUCUACGGAAACAGAACGCUGAUUUAGAAAAGACGCUAAAGAAUAAAAUGCUUAAUGAGAAUGAAACUGUAAAGAAGUUGGAAAAACGAAACGACCAACUGGAACAGGAGUGUUUAGAAAUGCAGAUGUUAUUAGAUGAGACUUACAAAGAAAAAGAAUCUUUGUUAGCCAAAGUGAAACAAUUAGACAGUGAACUAAGAUCGUUAAAAAGAGACUUUCAGAAGAAGGUUUCCGACGUGGUUCAGCACAACGCCAUUGUUAAGGUGCCCAGGACUGCGCCAGUUCAGCAAUUCCACAAUAACCACAACGACGAACUAGAUCGGUUGCGGGCGGAGGUGCGGCGCUACCGCCUCGAACUGCAGAAUCGGGAUGCCAACUUCAACCGUGUCUUCACCGAUCAGCACCCUCUCAUCGUCGACCCCCGGGCUGGCAUGAUCGGAGUCAACUCUAGUCAGGUAUUGAGCAGCCGGCAGUCUACGCCCGCGACUACGACAGUGUCCGCCUUGGCCGUCCAAGGCCGCGAGCGAACAUUCUCUUACGACAUUGUCCAGGGAUUUGAAGAAACGAGGCGGCCCAACUCACGGUCGUCCGUGUCGUCCUCUUCGUCCGUCCGUCUGCCCACUAUGUCGGCGGACCAGCGGGCACGCCUUACCAAGCUCAUGAAGCCACGCCCCCUCCCCAAGGAGAUGCUCUACUCCAAGUAACCAUGGUAACCGACCUGGUACAGGAUUUGCUCGGAUGUUGGAAUAUAUAACUGGUAUCAUACAAACUGUAGUUGUGUGUCUUACGAACGUGGUGCAGAGUGUCCCUCCAACAAGUGAAUUUGUAGACACAUAUGCUAAAAUAUGCUUCGACACUUGUAUCAGCGACAGUGAUGUUUUGUUUGUAGCAAGGGCAAAUUUCCGGUUUCCAAAUAAUGCAUUCGGAUGAAUAUACUUAGUGCUCAGGCGCAUGCGCCGGACAGAUUCAAAUUUUAUCUCAGUAACGAAAACAUCCAAUUAAUUUCCUUUAAGUCAUUAAUUGAUUUUUUAAAGGGAGUUUUUUAGAAGCUCACGCAAGCGCACUGACUAGUAGAGAGGUAUACGAAAGGCAUUUCGCGUGAACACUUAGAACGUUAGCAUUUAGUGUUAGUCGUUUAAAAGUUAAGUCGGCGCAGGGCAGCGUCCGGACCGCCGACAUUCGUAAUAAACACCUUUGCAUGGUACUCGAUAUUAGGAAAGAUGUUUCGUAAACAAGACAAUGUAUCGAUGUGAAUUAUGUGAUGCAUAUGAAAAGUAACCCUUUCGGGGAGUGGUUGUGUAAUGUAUAUACGUGUUUAGAGGAGUGGAUGGUAUUUUUUGUAUUGCAUGGAUUGCAACACAUUCUUAGCAUUAAAGUCUCUGUCCCGAAUAUUAGUAACAGUUUGUUCUUAGCUUUAAAAGGAAUUGAUGUCUAAAGUUUAUGCUGUAAAAUGGAAGUAUUAAUGAUAUAAGUAUAUUACUAUGAAUAAAACAA